ACUGUACACCUCGUUAAAGAAUGGAAUUUAGAUUAUAUAUCAAAUUCCCGGUCUAAAUAUGAACCGAUUAGGUAAACCGUUGUUAACGACCAUGACAGAGGGCAGAUGAAGAAUCACAACUCGAAAGAUUGGUAUUCUGAUUUGAAGUUAAAAGAACCAUCAUGGCACCGUGGCAACCAACCCCAGCUUUUCUUACCUAUAUUUUAUUUUUCUUACUUCUAAUGGACGAAUGCUGGAGCCAAGGUGCGAGUGGUCGACGUGGAGCAAAUAUCCGGAAUUUUACAGAAGAUGAUAUAAGUGAGAUGUUAAAACUACAUAACGAUUAUCGUCGUCAAGCUGGUGCUACAAACAUGAGAAAAAUGGUGUGGAAUACAGAUCUACAGAAUUUGGGUCAAUCAUUUAUUGACAAUUGUAAUUAUGGGCACAAUCCCAACACUGGUGAUAUGUUUGGUUUUCGGCAUAUUGGCGAGAAUUUAUAUCUUUCCUCGGGCGAUUUUUAUAAUCUAAAGCCGGCUGUAGAUUUCUGGCACGGUGAAAUGGCUGAUUACAACUUUACUACUGGCGAUUGUUCUAAUGUCUGUGGGCAUUAUACACAGGUUGUAUGGGCUGGGAGUCAUGAGUUGGGUUGUGGUAUAAUUUGGUGUGAAACAUUAACAGGAGCAAAUACUAUUACACAAGGAACUAUCAUAAUCUGUAAUUAUGGUCCAAGUGGUAAUGCUGGACAUGAGGAUCCUUUUGAAGCUGGUGCAGCUUGCGCAGCUUGUCCUGCAGAUGCACCGUAUUGUGAGGACGGUUUGUGCUCGGCUACGGAUGCCUCGGGAGCAACCACUACGCCUCCAGCAAUGGAUGUCACGGCACCGACUACAACGACAUCCACAACAAUGACAACAACUGCUACGUCAUCCACAAAUGACCAAUCAACGGCUGAAUUAUUACCAGCCACCACUGACGGUGACAAUAUCAUUACAGCGACAGAUGUAACGGAAAUACAGAAACUGGACGUCAUGACUCAACUGGUUCAAAAUAUUGUCAUUUUCGGAUUCGUUUCCGGAGCCUUGUCGCUGUGUUUGAUUUUCCAAUAUGUCAACAAUUAUGUGAAUAACAAAAAAGAGGAGAGGGAAGCAAGGCAAUUAAAAGGUGUUUAGUGUUUAUGGUGGCUUGUAAUUUUAUAAAAAGAUAUUGGAUACGAAACUACGGACUGUAAUUCUGUAAACAUUUAUUGGAUAUGAAAUUAAGGAUUUUGUAAACAUUUAUAGGGAACGAAACUAUGGAUUGUAAUUCUGUAAACAUUUAUUGGAUAUGAAACUACGGAUUUUGUAAAUAUUUAUUGGAUAUGAAACUAUGCAUUGUAAUGUUUUAAACUUUUAUUGGAUACGAAGCUACUGAUCGCAAUCGAAACUAGACAUUUAUAAGAUACGAAACUACGGAUUAUAAUUCUGUGAACAUUUAAUGGAUACGAAUCUACAGAUUGUAAUUCUGUUGACAUUUAUAGGAUACGAAACUACGGAUAAUAAUUCUGUAAACAUUUAUUGGAUACGAAACUACAGAAACUAUGGAUUGUAAUUGUGUAGACAUUUAUAGGAUGCGGAACUAUGGAUUGUAAUUUAUUGGAUACGAAACUGCGGCAAUAAUAUGUUAUGUGAAGUGGCAUAAGAUGUUUGGGGCUCGUGCAAGACAGCGAUUGCUACAGUGUCUCUUUUAACUGAUGACUAUUUUAAUUGAAACAUUACGCAAAGAACCAUAACUCUGUGUUACCGGUGGACUUUUUAAAUGAAAUUGAUUUACGCAAAGACGUCGUGUUGGCAUGUUCUAACUAUAGCCUUCAACACCUUUGCUUAUAGGCCCUACCAAUUUUUACUUAACUUAGGAAUUAUUUAGAUUUUUUUAGUUAUCUGAAGAAUUAUUCACUUAACUUAGGAAUUAUUUAGAUUUUUUUAGUUAUCUGAAGAAUUAUUCACUUAA
This is a messenger RNA of Patella vulgata (common limpet), 1962 nucleotides long. Its product is annotated as glioma pathogenesis-related protein 1. The record is from RefSeq and is a predicted model, not a curated record. Gene Ontology annotation, cellular component: extracellular region. The transcript is spliced from 7 exons. The coding region runs from base 162 to 1145 and encodes 327 amino acids. NCBI's taxonomy places the organism in Eukaryota, Metazoa, Mollusca, Gastropoda, Patellidae.